GCAUUAACACAGAAACUUUGUUUGAUAUUCCACAUUCAAAUAAGAGUCGAAAUGUGCUUUUCAUUUUCAAAAUUGAACUUAAAUAACUUCUCAUAUGACAGAAUGUAUAUGAAAAUAUUCAUGUAGGUUUACAAUGGUACACAAGGUGCUUAUAUUGAUCCUGAUGCUCCUGUACAUAUAAUAACAGGAUCAGCGGGUUGUAAUGAACGUCAUGAUCCAUUUGGUGUUCCUCGACCAUGGACAGCAUUUCAAAAUAGUGAUUAUGGUUAUACACGAAUGAAUGUACAUAAUGCUUCACAUCUUUACUUAGAACAAGUAUCCGAUGAUCAGGGUGGAAAAGUGGUUGAUAAUAUGUGGUUAAUUAAAUCUAAACAUGGCCCUUAUUCAUAUUUUAAAUGA
Messenger RNA from Rotaria sordida, 399 nucleotides. Lineage: Eukaryota; Metazoa; Rotifera; Eurotatoria; Philodinida; Philodinidae. The record is from the annotation of a GenBank genome assembly.